AUGAAGCGUACAACUAACUUACUAAUAAUUUCUCUUAUAUUAUUUACUAAUUAUUUAUAUUAUGCCAAAUGUUCAAUAUACCACAAUUUAAAGUACUUUGAAACAUUGCACUCAUCGAGUCUUAACCAUCAUGUAGUAAAGAGAGGAACUAAGCUUUCAAGCCAUCCCUUCAACGUUAUCAAGGAGUUGCACUUCAGAACACUAGGGAAAGAUUUCAGAUUAAUAUUGCACCCGCAUAAUUCAGUAUUGCAUUCAAAUUUUAAAGCAUAUACUGUUGAUGGUGAUGGGAAAAAGACUAUUGUUCAUGUUGAUCGAGAUAACUUUUACACUGGUAGAGUGUUUGGUGAAACAAUGUCUGAUGUCAAGUUGCACAUAGAUGACGGAGUGAUUACAGGAAUAAUACAUACACCAGAUGAGACAUACCAUAUUGAGCCUUCUUGGCGUCAUUUACCAGAUCAGCAGGACGGUACAAUGAUAACAUAUCGGUCCUCAGAUAUACGCUUCAGUUGGGCGCAUGCUAAUGGGAGCAGGCCACGAGUUUGCGGCUAUGUAAAAGAGGGCCAAGAAUUGGAGGAAGACGAUGAUGACAGCUACAACGACAUUUUAGAAACUAAGCAGGAACAAUCUGAAAAGGACAAAUAUCUAGAAAAUUCUCAAGGGGCCCAGCAUGAGGCGGUAGCUCCUCAGCACGAAGACAAAGGUGCCCCCAACUACAAAAGAGUUAAGAGGCAAAGCGACUAUGAAUACACACCGACGAAAACAAGAUGUCCGCUGUUGCUCGUCGCCGACUAUAGAUUCUUUCAAGAAAUGGGAGCCAGUAAUACAAAGACUACUAUUAGCUAUCUCAUAAGCCUCAUCGACCGCGUACAUAAAAUCUACAACGAUACAGUGUGGCAAGAUCGACAGGAUAUGGACGGUUUCAAAGGAAUGGGUUUCGUUAUAAAGAAGAUAUUAGUACAUUCGGAACCGACGCGGGUGAGAGGCGGCGAAGCUCACUACAAUAUGGUCCGCGAAAAGUGGGACGUCCGUAAUCUCCUUGAGGUAUUUAGUCGGGAAUAUUCUCACAAGGAUUUCUGUCUGGCGCAUUUGUUCACUGACCUCAAGUUUGAGGGUGGUAUCCUAGGCUUGGCUUACGUUGGGUCCCCUAGGAGGAACUCUGUCGGCGGUAUUUGCACUCCAGAGUAUUUCAAGAACGGCUACACACUAUACCUGAACUCUGGGCUGAGUUCGUCUCGCAACCACUACGGGCAGCGUGUGAUAACUCGCGAAGCGGAUUUGGUGACGGCGCACGAGUUCGGCCACAACUGGGGCUCGGAGCACGACCCGGACGUGGCCGAGUGCUCGCCCACGGCCAGCCAGGGCGGCUCCUACCUCAUGUACACGUACAGCGUCAGCGGGUACGACGUCAACAAUAAGAGGUUCUCACCAUGCAGUCUGAGGUCUAUUAGAAAAGUGCUGCAAGCGAAAUCUGGGCGAUGUUUCUCCGAGCCGGAGGAAAGCUUCUGCGGGAAUUUGCGAGUUGAAGGCGGCGAGGAGUGCGAUGCCGGGCUUCUUGGUACGGAGGAUAAUGACAUGUGUUGUGACAAGAAUUGUAAACUUAGAAAGAAUCAAGGUGCAGUUUGCAGCGACAAGAACUCGCCGUGCUGCGCGGGCUGCGUGUUCGCGGCGGCGGGCGUCGUGUGCCGCGAGCCCGCGCACUCCGCCUGCGAGGGCGAGGCCACGUGCAACGGAGCCGCGGCGGACUGUCCCAAGGCGCCGGCCAUAGCGGACGAGCACGAGUGUGCGGAACGCGGGCGUUGCCGCAACGGCACCUGCGUGCCCUACUGCGAGACUCAGGGCAUGCACAGCUGCAUGUGCGACAUCGUUGCGGACGCGUGUAAACGCUGUUGCCGCAAGAGUCUGAACAAGACGUGCUUCCCUGUCGCACACAACGAUAUACUGCCCGAUGGAACUCCAUGCAUACAAGGAUUCUGUAAUAAGGGCGUCUGUGAGAAAACAAUACAAGACGUGGUAGAGCGAAUCUGGAAUAUAAUAGAGGACAUCAACAUCAACAACGUGUUGGGAUUCCUGCGGGACAAUAUAGUGGGAGUUGUUGUCCUUGUCACCGCUUUCGUGUGGAUACCGGCCAGUUGUGUGAUAAGCUACGUGGACAGACGCAGACAGCGCCAGCAUCAGAAGUAUCUCGAGUGGGAGAGACAGCACGACCUCGUGCAUCCCUCUUCCCCGCGCAAAAUCAUCCACACGCGAUUACCGAAGCAAAAGCCAUCCGGCAUAAAGACUGUCAUUCAAGGCACAAGUCAACUUUAA
Messenger RNA from Parnassius mnemosyne (clouded apollo), 2307 nucleotides. The record is from the annotation of a GenBank genome assembly. Lineage: Eukaryota; Metazoa; Arthropoda; Insecta; Lepidoptera; Papilionidae.